AUGGCGCGUGAUGACACGCGAUUAGAAACGACUGCAAAACCCAAGAGUGCUAAUAUUUGUAAAUUCCUAUUUAUCAUCGGUCUAACAACAUUUGUGGCUGCGGCGUAUUUUAUAUCUAAAACACCAUUAGAUGCUUUAGGAGAUCCAACAGAUCAAUUUAUUGUUAAAAGUAUUCCUAAAAGAUAUCAAAGGUUGGAGGGGAUAGACCCUGAAGAAAGGGAUGUUUUUCAUGGUUUUAAAACCUCUUUUCUCCCACCUGAAGAAAUAUUUCUCUCUCGAAGAGAUUUGGACAGCAAAGGGGAGAUCUAUGAGGGUAAUUUAACAAGUGAUAUAUUUAUUUGGGAUAAUGAGGCAAAAAAUCACAAUGCCCCUACUAGAGUUAAGCGAAGAAGUCAUUUCAAGUUCACGUCUCAUGAUUACGAUCAAAAGAAUCCCAUGUCUGAUCAAAAGAGUGGCGAAGAAGAUAAAGACACAAAAGAAAGAGAAGAUUAUGAGAAUAGUUCUCAAGGUGAAUAUGAUGAUGAUGAAGGAAAAUUUCAUAGUGUGGUGCAUCCGGAAAUGUACGUUGACCGUGGUCCGCUUGACGAUGUGGAACAAAUCCGCCGUCAACCGGAGCUGGAAGAAGCAGAAAUGGGCUCCGCUGCACAUGUGUAUAAACCAAUCCGAUCCUUCACAGCAGGUAUUCGUUCCUUUUGGAAAAGUCAAGGCGACAAAGACACUGUUAGACGUACACAAGCUAAUAUAAUGAAACAGUACAUGGACGCAGAAGCUGACCCUUGCCAUGAUUUUUAUCAAUACGCCUGUGGGAACUGGCCAGCACUGAACCCCAUUCCUGCCGACAAAGCUGGCUAUGACACGUUUGAAAUGCUCAGAGAGAAUUUAGACACGGUCCUAAAAGAUCUGCUAGAGUUCAAAAAGACUGAACAUGUACCUACUUCGUAUCCCGGUCCUCAUUUGGAUGUAAAUAGUGACAUUUUACCUCUAAAACAAAACGGAAUAUGUUAUUGUAGACCUGAUAACAUUCCCGUAGAUAUAAUCGUUCAGAAUUCUAAAGAAAUUACUAAUUUGACACAAGAUAAAAACAUGUAUGAUAUUAAUAAUAAUGGUGAAAAUAAAUCAGAGAUAAUUAAUCGUAUACGAAGAUAUUUAGAUAAAAAAUCAAAAGAGAUGAAGAAAUUGGAAUUUAAAGUGAAAUCCAAGUUAGUAAAUAAGAACAUUCUCAAAAAUAAAAAACGCGAGAAAGAAUACUUAAAUAAGCAUAAGAGAAAUUUAAAAAGUUAUCCUACAAGCUAUUAUGCAAAAAUAAGAAAAAAGCGCACAAUAUUUAAUAAUGGAAUGAGUGGUGACAGAUUUUUAACAGAGAGAGUAAAAAGAAAGGAGCCGUUAGCGAAAUUCAUACUGAAACUAAAACAAUCACAUAAAAAAUCCAAUGAUGAUCCAGCAAACGGAGACGCCGCCUUAAAAGCAAGAUUUUUGUUUAAAUCGUGCAUGAAUCAUGAUAUUUUACAAAAAAGGGCACAUCAACCUCUUUUAGAUUUAUUAGACUUUUUCGGAGGAUGGCCAAUUUUAAAACCAGGUUGGAAUGCGAAAAACUUUGAUUGGUUAGAACUUAUGGCUCAAUUGAGACUAUAUAAUAAUGAUAUAUUAAUAUCAGAGUGGGUUGGACCAGACAUUAAAAAUUCUGACGAAUUCGUCAUCCAGUUUGAUCAAACAAGUCUAGGUUUGCCUACAAGAGACUAUUUUUUACAAGAAACAAAUAAAGUAUACUUAGACGCGUAUAAAGCGUACUUAGUAAAAAUAGCGUCAUUGCUCGGCGGAGAAUCUGAGCAUGUAAAAAAAGAUGCAGAAAAACUUAUUAAUUUCGAAAUCAAGCUUGCAAAGAUAACCUCCGCUCCAGAAGAUAGACGUAAUGUAUCAGAACUAUACCGACGGAUGACCAUUGCGAAACUUGAAGGUUUAGUGCCGCAGAUUAAAUGGAAGCGAUAUUUGUGCAUUGUAAUGAAUAGAACGGUACAGCCUGAAGAGACUGUUGUCUUGUUCGCGCUUAACUAUAUUCGGCACUUAGUCCAAUUGAUAGAGAAGACGGAUCCGGACACUUUAUCAAAUUACCUUCUGUGGAGAUUUGUGAGGCACCGAGUGAACAACCUGGACGAUCGCUUUCAAUCUGCCAAACAGCAAUUCUAUUAUAUUUUGUUUGGUCGAGAGCAAGCGCCUUCGAGAUGGAAGAACUGUAUAUCACAAGUGAACUCUAACAUGGGAAUGGCAUUAGGGUCGAUGUUUGUUAGAAAUUAUUUUGAUGAAAUGAGCAAAAACGACACACUAACUAUGACGAGAGAAAUUCAACAGUCGUUCAGGGAGCUAUUACAUAUGACGGAUUGGAUUGAUGACGAAACUAAGAAACUUGCAGGCCACAAAGUCGAUACAAUGAUGCUUAGGAUAGGUUAUCCAGAUUUUAUAUUGAAUAAGAAGGAGCUUAAUGAUCGCUACAAAGAAGUUCAAAUACACCCAGAUAAAUAUUUUGAAAAUAUCUUGAAUAUUUUACAGCAUUUAACUAAAAUGGAGCAAUCUCGUAUCGGUCAACCUGUAAACAAAACACUGUGGAACACGGCGCCAGCAGUCGUCAAUGCAUAUUACAGCCGGAAUAAAAAUCAAAUAAUGUUUCCCGCCGGUAUUUUACAGCCACCGUUCUAUCACAGACAUUUUCCCAGAUCGUUAAAUUUCGGCGGAAUCGGUGUUGUUAUUGGUCACGAAAUAACUCAUGGAUUUGACGAUAAAGGUCGAUUGUUCGACUGCGAAGGAAACCUACAUCGUUGGUGGUCGGACUCCGCAAUAGAAGCGUUCCACCAUCGCGCGCAAUGCCUUAUAGACCAAUAUGGCCAAUAUGUAGUGCCUGAAGUUAAUAUGAAAUUAGACGGCGUUAAUACACAAGGUGAAAAUAUAGCAGACAAUGGCGGUGUAAAGCAAGCGUUCCACGCGUACCAGCACUGGCUCCGGAACAACGACGCUGCCGACGAGACGCUCCCUGGACUCAACCAUACCCAUACUCAACUGUUCUUCCUAAACUUUGCACAGGUAUGGUGUGGCGCCAUGCGGCCAGAGGCAAUGCGUAACAAAUUAAAAACAGCAGUACAUUCCCCAGGGCGGUUCCGAGUUAUAGGAACACUUUCGAAUUCCCUCGACUUUGCUAGAGAGUUCAAGUGCCCUCCCGGAUCUCCUAUGAACCCUACAAAUAAAUGUAAUGUAUGG
Messenger RNA from Brenthis ino (lesser marbled fritillary), 3246 nucleotides. NCBI's taxonomy places the organism in Eukaryota, Metazoa, Arthropoda, Insecta, Lepidoptera, Nymphalidae. The record is from the annotation of a GenBank genome assembly.